AUGCCUCAAGAGCUUGGUUCUGCGGUUCGUGCUUUGGCUCGCAAUUUGGUCCAUAUUGCCGACAUUCUUGAUGACUUGAAGACCGGCAUCCCUGCAUUGGACGCUGCUGUGGGUGUUGACAGGAAGAAGAAGCGCAAAUCCAGAGAUCCCAAUAUGCCCAAGAACCCCAAGUCUGCCUAUAUUCUAUUCAGCAUGGCCAAGCGUGAGGAGGUCAAAAAGGAGACGGGUGGCGACGUCCGCGAAGUGAUGACCGAACUUGCUCGUAGAUGGCAAGCCCUUUCUGAUAAGCAAAAGCAGCCUUAUAUCGCUGAAGCCACCAAGGAAAAGAAGCGUCAUGAAAAGGCGAUGGAGGAGUACCGAUUAAAGAAGUCUCUUGAAGAGGCCGCAAAUGGUGACGUUUCUAAUGAUGCCGUGGACAAUGAAGAAGAAGAAGAGGGCGAAUCAUCUUCUGAAGAUCAAUCUACAUCAUCAUCGGAAUCUUCAGCUGAAGAAGCUCCUGCCAAGGUUGUGCGAAAGAAACCUCUUGUCAAAUUGGCCUCCAAGCCUUCCACUAAGCCUACCUCCAAGCCUGCCACUAAGCCUGCCACCAAGUCUGAACCCAAGACCGCCACCAAGCCUGAAAUUAAGCAUGCCGCCAAAAAGAAAAAGCAUAGCUCCAGCACUCACAAUGAUCAACCAAACAAGAAGGCCAGAAAGAACAAGCAAUAG
Messenger RNA from Lichtheimia ornata, 708 nucleotides. RefSeq lists its product as uncharacterized. The transcript is spliced from 3 exons. The record is from RefSeq and is a predicted model, not a curated record. The coding region runs from base 1 to 708 and encodes 235 amino acids. Lineage: Eukaryota; Fungi; Mucoromycota; Mucoromycetes; Mucorales; Lichtheimiaceae.